AUGGCGGCGGCGGGGAGCGGCGGCGGGCUGCGGCGGUGGUGGCGGCCCGCCGCGGGCCUGGGCCGGGCGGUGUGCAGCGGCAGCGGGCGGGCGGCGGCGCUGCGGGCCGAGGAGCUGGCGGAGCGGCUGCGGGCGCGGAGGAGCGAGGAGGAGAAGCGAGAGAUCCCCAAAGACCCAGCACAGAGACGGGUCCAGGAACUUGCCAUGCUGAGCAAGCAGCUGCAGCAGGUUCACCCCAACGUCCUGGCCAAAGUGCUCAAGCAGGGAACCGUGUACCAGAACGAAGAGAUCGUGGUCAUCAACAAACCCUACGGCCUUCCCGUGCACGGCGGCCCCGGGGUCAAGAAUUGUAUCGCUGAUGUGCUGCCGAUUUUGGCCAAGAUGUUGGAGAACAUAAAAGCCGAACCCCUCCACCUCUGCCACCGGCUGGACAAAGAGACCACGGGUGUUAUGGUGCUGGCGCGAAGCAAGGAGGUGGCAGAGAGGAUCCGCCUUCUCUUCAAAACUCGUCAGGUGGAGAAGGUCUACUGGGCAAUUAGCCUGGGGGACCCAGACCCCACCGAGGGCAUCGUGGAGAUCCCCAUCGUGGAGAAGGAGGUGCAGAGCCACCAGUCGCAUUUCAAGAUGACACUGGCCCCCAGCUAUCGCCUUUCUCCUGAGGACGGGAAGGUGGUGAAAAUCCGCAAGAACCGCAACGCUGAAAGCGCCGUGACGCGGUACCGCCUUCUGGCUAGCUCUUCCGCCUGCUCUCUGCUGGAGCUCCAGCCCAUCACAGGGGUGAAGCACCAGAUCCGGGUUCACCUGGCCUAUGGGUUGGGGUGCCCCAUCCUGGGGGAUCACAAAUAUUCACACUGGAGCAAGCUGGCACCCCAGAAGCUUCCUGAAAUCACCUUGAAGAGGCUGAAGCUGCAGCAGAGCAAGGCUCGCCACCUCCCGCUCCACCUCCACGCCUACCGGCUCUCCCUGCCCCUGGGCCAGCGGAUAGACCUCGUCUGCAAGCCGCCCCUGUUCUUCCAAAAGACUGUGAAGAAGCUGGACCUGGAUAUCGCUAACGACUAACAAGGCAGGACGGGAGUGGUACCGUCUACCUCUGCAUCUCCACGUGGUAGCGCUGAGUCCGGCCGCUCUGCAGCGGUGUCCAUCUUGGAGCCAGCGGUGUGAUGAAGUCUACAGUCUCUGCCGCUUGCCAGAGACCUCCUGUGUUGGUACCAGUGUUGCUGGCUGCAAACCAGGUACCUGCGUGUGCUUCUUGCCCUGAUUUGGUGCAGAAACGUGGCUGGGGGCACUGAAGAGCCUCUUGUUUCGGACAAACGAGGCUGGGUAGAAACCGGGCUUUGCCCAGUCUGUGUUUUGAAUUUGUCUCUGAGCAAUAAAAGGUGCAGUUCCUGCCGAGGUGAA
Molecule: messenger RNA, 1398 nt
Organism: Gavia stellata (red-throated loon)
Lineage: Eukaryota; Metazoa; Chordata; Aves; Gaviiformes; Gaviidae
Gene: RPUSD4
Product: RNA pseudouridine synthase D4
Exons: 7
Coding region: 1-1059 (352 amino acids)
Biological process (GO): pseudouridine synthesis
Molecular function (GO): pseudouridine synthase activity; RNA binding
Source: RefSeq, a predicted model, not a curated record